Adineta ricciae is the source of this 444-nucleotide messenger RNA. Lineage: Eukaryota; Metazoa; Rotifera; Eurotatoria; Adinetida; Adinetidae. The record is from the annotation of a GenBank genome assembly.
AUGGUUCGAGUGCUCUCAGCUCGAUUCAUACAGAGUCUUAUAUUCAAUCGACGAAAGAGAGACACCACACCAACUAACAAUACCACGGACAACAAAAUUAGAAAUCUGCUAAUGAUCGAACUAGAAAUCACAUAUCCAUCGACGUGCGGUGGGGUGACAGCAUGUAAUAAUCAUUAUAUUACUGGUAUACGUAGAUCGAUUCGAUCAGGCCCAUCAGAGGUUGCAUUUCGGCUGUCAUUCACUAAUGGUAUAAAAUUGGAUGUUCGAGUUGCUUUUGCAUCAUUCAACGAGACCAUUGUCACUAGUACAACAACUACAACGACAGAAACCACAUCGACCAAUAGAGCGACAACAACCACUGUCACGACAGCAACGACAGAAACAACAACAACUACUGCGACGACAGCAACGACAGAAACAACAACAACAACAGGUCAGUUGUAA